Molecule: messenger RNA, 1260 nt
Organism: Vanrija pseudolonga
Lineage: Eukaryota; Fungi; Basidiomycota; Tremellomycetes; Trichosporonales; Trichosporonaceae
Product: Clampless protein 1
Exons: 3
Coding region: 1-1260 (419 amino acids)
Source: RefSeq, a predicted model, not a curated record
AUGGCCUCCACGAUCGUCGGCGCCACCCCGCCCCACGCGGCCACGGCCAGCCCCAAGAUCCCCACCACGCCCCGCAUCUCGAGCAACAAGGAGAACGGCGGCAGCGCCGGCAGCGUCGCCACCCCGUCGCCUGCUCGCAAGGGUGCCCUCCGCGGUCUCGGCGCGCCGAGCACCCCCAAGCGCAAGGCUGCCAAGCCUUAUGACCGCAAGAGCAGCGUCACUCGCGCCAAGCUCUCCGAGGCGCGCGAGGUCAAGCUCGUCGCUGCUGCCCCCGAGCCUACCCCCGAGCUCGCCCAGCCCACUGCCCACCCCAAGCCCGCCGCCGCUGCCGCUCGCACCAUCACCCAGGCGAUCGAGCAGACCAAGUCCCACCUCCUCGGUCCCCCCUGCCUCCGCUUCACCAUGGCAGGCAAGGCCUUCACCCUCCCCAAGGUCCUCCCGCGCCCUGCCGUGGCCCCAGUCAACGACUUUGUCUUCGGCGACACCAAGGUUCCCGCCGCCUACGUCCUCGACUGCGUCCGUGAGACGCUCCCCGAGUUCCUCGCCACGGCGAACGAGUACCGCCCUUACCCCGACGGCUCGGCCGGCCCCGCCUGGCGCCCGACCAUCCGCUUUGGUCUCCCCCGCCUGAUAGAGGAGGAGGUCAACGCCGACGUGGCCGAGUACAUUGCCACGCGCUGCCCCGACAUGGCGAUCGCGUUCGCGACCUCUGAGCGUGCUGGCGCGUCGAUGCGCGUGGUCCCUGCCAAGUCGCUCGCCUUUGCCGCCCAGUGCGCCUACUUCCCCAAGGUCCUUCCCGAGCUCGAGGAGGUCGACACCUCGGAGCCCGACCUUGCCCCCCACAGCACGCCAACGCUCGUCGACGACAGCGACGACGAGUCGGACGCCUCAGAGGCCGACUUUGUCAUCGAGCCCUUCGUCCACCUCCCGCUCCACAAGCUCGUCCUCCCCGCCCCCGCGGCGUUCGACCUGCUCAGCGCGCGCCUCCACCACACGAGCGGCAAGUGGCAGGCGUCGCUCCUCGGCCUCCCGGCGUCGUCGAUCCCCACCCCCUCCGCGGCGGGCGCGCUCUUGGCUCACCUGAGCGCCAUGCAGCUCAAGGCGCGCCUCGACACCGUCUUCGGCGUGUGGAUGAACAUGGUCGCCCUCGGCGUCGACGACGACGCGAUGUGGAACGAGCUCGGCGGCGCGUGGAACGUCCUUGUCCUUGCCUUUGUCGGCUCUGUGGCGGGCGUCGCGGCCGAGACGCGCUGGGCUUAA